UUUUAGUGUCAUGUAAAGCAAAAUUUGGACUUUUCGCAUCGCUUGCAGACGAACCAGGCACAAAUUUCCCAGAUUUUCGUUCAACAGCAGGCAAAUCGUCGACAACAAUCUAGUUACAAUGUGUCACUAGAUGUCGAAGCAGUCACUAAUAAUCCCUUUCGCUAUAAAAUUUUAGUAGAACCCAUCAAAUCCUGUAAUCAAUUGAUUAAUCAAUAAUGAACGACCGCGUUAAACGCACGAGAAAAUCGUCGAGUCGCGCGGACUGCGUGCCGCAGAAACGCUCGAGAUAUUUCGACAACACGAAUCUGCUACCCGACGAGAUUUUAACCUACAUAUUCUCCUAUUUCGACCAGAAAGAACUGUACACGAUAAUACGACUCGUAUGCCGAAGAUGGUACCACCUGGCCUCGUCCCCGACGCUCUGGAAGCGCAUAUCCGCCCCCGAGGAAGUCCCCUCGAGCACGCUCUGCAACUGGCUGGAGCAAUCCCCCCUGCUCACCGAGCUCGAGCUCAUCGGCCGGAGCGACGUCAACUGCAUAGCCCUCAAAGUGGCCAAGUGCUGCAGGAACCUCCAGUCCCUGAAAAUCGACAACCCCAUCGGCUCCGACGGCGACGGCUUCGAGCUGCUCGAGAGCCGGACGCUCUGCCGCAUGCUGCGGAACUGCAAGUACCUAACCAACCUGUACUUCAGCGGCGUGAAGAUACUGUCGUGCAAGUUCUUCCAGAUACUGUCCAACAGGAAGCCGGCGGGGGCGAAGCGGUGCUGCUACUUCGGCCCCGUCAGCCAGAAGCAGAUGAAGGCGCUGAUUGAAUCGGUGGUGGAGAGCGAUAACUACGAUACGGCGACGUUGUUCACGUCGGGGAACAAGUCGAUUAGCAUCAAGGAGGUGUGGAACGAUGGGGUGAGGAAGGUGGACAUCGAUUCCAUAUUGAACGACGUGCUGAACAAUUUGGACGAAUCGUUGGAGGAUGACGAGGAGUACGUCCCUCCGGAUAUGGAAGAGGAUGAUCUAGUAGUCGAUCUAGACUUGUGACACCGGCUCUUUUAUAUUUAUUUAUUUAUUUAAUUGUAGUCGAAUAUUAGUUAAAACUACUAGAAAUAUAUUUGAAAUCGAUGUAAUGG
This is a messenger RNA of Phyllotreta striolata, 1123 nucleotides long. Lineage: Eukaryota; Metazoa; Arthropoda; Insecta; Coleoptera; Chrysomelidae. The record is from the annotation of a GenBank genome assembly.